AUGUUAACUUGGGCAUGUCGCUGCCUGCCAGGGUUUAGCAUCAUCGCGUUGGCGCUGCUGCUGGUGCUGGCCUUCUCUGAUGUGCUGGCUUCACCCCGGUGGAACGGCAUGUUUCUUCUCCCGUCCUACUCCCCGGCCAAAGAUGGUGCCUGGAGUUCGCUGUCUCGCGCGCAACAAUGUUUUGUCGUCUACGCCAUCAUCGUGCAUUUGCACAUGUUUGGCUUUACGCUCCGUCUGAGCUGGUCCUUGUUCCGCAUCUUCAAGAAAACCAAACGUGCCUUCGAGCGCCGCAUCAUGCCCCCGGUCUCACCUGCGUCGAGUCGGUCGAGCUCGAGUCGACUGAGCUGGUCCAGUCACCCAGAUGACUCGGAAAAGAAUCCAUCGGAGUCGAUGCUCGAGAAGGCCAGUGUGAUGGUCCAGGAGAUGGCUGAGGAGCAGGAAGUAAUUCACGCGAUCAUCCUACCAAACUACUGUGAAGACUUGAACACGCUGGAGACCACUCUCAAGGUUCUGGCCAGCCACCCUCGAGCCCAAUCGCAAUACGAGGUAUAUCUAGCCAUGGAACAAAAGGAAGAAUCUGCCCCAGAGAAGGCUAGCAAGUUGACUGCGGCGUUCGAAAAGUCCUUUCUGCAUAUAUGCUCGACUUUCCACCCGUCCGGUAUCCAGGGCGAGAUUGCCGGUAAGAGCUCCAACGUGGCAUUCGCAGCCCGCCGCAUCGUGGAGAUCCAUCGCGCGGAUCUGAAGGUCGAGUCUUGCAAUGUGAUUGUCACAGUGAUGGACGCUGAUACGCACCUUUCCCGGGAUUACUUCACGGAAAUCCGCCGCAUGCACUACGCUCAUCUCUCGGAAGCGGAGCGCUCGAUCUAUUGCUGCCCGAUCAUCUUCGACCGCAAUUCCCACGAGAGUCCGAUCCUGGUCCGGUGUGCAGAUCUGCUCUGGGGGUUUGCGGGACUGUCAACCAUGUACCCGGGCUCGUGGCUUGCCAUUCCCACUUCUGUAUAUUCUCUGCCGCUAUCGCUGGCCGAGAAAGUGGGCGGGUGGGAUAGUGGUCCCACGGCUAUUGGCGAGGAUUUGCACAUGCUGCUCAAGUGUUACUUCGAGACCGCCGGUAACGUUGUCUCGCGCGUGGUCUACGCGCCCGCCAGCCAGUGCAACGUGUCGAGUGACCGCGCUCGGGGCUGGCGCUGGACUCUGGAUACCUGCCGCGCGCGGUAUCGACAAGCCCUCCGACACAUGUGGGGAGCUCUAGACACGGGGUUUGCAGCGCGGCGGAGUAUCGGCUACCUUCGUUUCGACCACCGGUGUCUAUUCCUUCGCCCAAGGCACUUCCUGCUUCUGCAUUUGCUCUGGGAAGCACACUUCCUGCCCUGCCACCUGGUUAUCUUGAUGGUCUUCUCCACCGCGUACACUGUGUUCACGUCUGGGACGUCCGUGCAUCCGAUGGUCGCCUGGGCGUUUUCCGUUACCAAUAUCCUGCGCACGAUGGGUUUCCUGUGGAUGAACCUGUGUCUUGCUUUGUAUGAGCGCUGGCAUGCACUGUGCCUCGACACGCGGAUGCAAGACAUGCGCGAGGCCCGACUCGCCGACACCGGAUGCUCGCAGCGGGUGUGGUACCAGCCCACUUACCUCCUAGAGCGAGUCUGCUUCCCCGUUGCAGGAACUGUGUUUGGUGCAGUCCCCAUGCUGCACGCUGUGGUCUCGCACUUCUGGACGGAUCGGUUGGUGUACCGGGUCAGCAAGAAGCCGACGUUCAGCAGUCUGGUGGAUGGCGUUCUACCCGUUUAA
This is a messenger RNA of Penicillium lagena, 1785 nucleotides long. RefSeq names its product glycosyltransferase family 2 protein. The record is from RefSeq and is a predicted model, not a curated record. The transcript has 3 exons. NCBI's taxonomy places the organism in Eukaryota, Fungi, Ascomycota, Eurotiomycetes, Eurotiales, Aspergillaceae. The coding region runs from base 1 to 1785 and encodes 594 amino acids.